CUGUACUGCCUACACGCUGUAUGUUUGUGUCAGUUCGUGCAUGUUCUCCUUGCUUUAUGUUCUUGCAUGCUCACACCAAAUGGAUGUGUGGACACAGAUAACAACCAUCUCAUAGUACUUUCUCGAUUAUAUAUCUCUUUAUCAGUGAUUGUGCCUAUGCCCUGGCAGAUUUGCUCUAAUGGCAUCUACAGUCAUAUUGCUGUUUGCUGGAUUUAAGUAACCCUCUUGGAUACAGAAGCAGAUCAAUACACACAGCUCUGCAGUAGUUGCUGGAGUACACUAACUGGUGUAUGCGGUUCUGAGAAUGCAGAAAGGAAGGGGCAUGUGGACCCCAGAGAAAAGGCUUUUAUCUCACCUGGCCUUGCACUGAGUAACUCAUCUUCCAUCCUCUACUGCAGCAGCCACUGUCUGUAACCAGUAGGAUGGUGGCAGUGGAAGUAAGUGGGCACAGCUACCUGGUGGCGUGCUGGCAGCCCAUCCUAAUUCUAAUGCUUGCAACUGUGCUGUCCGGCUCUACAACAGGCUGCCCAUCCCGCUGCGAGUGCAAUGCCCAGGAGCGUGCUGUUGUGUGCCACCGUAAAAAGUUGAUGUCAGUUCCUGAGGGUAUUCCAUCUGAGACAAGAUUCCUAGACCUCAGUAAGAACCGCAUUAAAACAAUUAACCCAGAGGAGUUCUCUGGGUUUCCCAACUUGGAAGAGCUGGAAUUGAAUGAAAACACCAUAUCCACCAUCGAACCUGGGGCCUUUAACAACCUGUAUGGCCUUCGGACUCUCGGGCUGCGCAGCAACAAGCUUAAACUUAUUCAGCUGGGUGUAUUCACAGGCCUCAGUAACCUUACCAGGCUUGAUAUCAGUGAGAAUAAAAUAGUUAUCCUGCUAGAUUACAUGUUCCAGGAUCUCUAUAAUCUACGCUCUCUGGAAGUGGGUGAUAAUGACCUGGUGUUUAUAUCCCACCGAGCAUUCCAUGGCCUCAACAGCCUGGAACACCUGACACUGGAAAAGUGCAACCUGACCUCUGUUCCCACAGAGGCCUUUACUCAUUUGCACAGCCUCAACACUUUGUGUCUGCGCAACCUCAACAUUAACAUCAUCAGAGAUUAUUCCUUCAAACGCCUCUCCCGUCUCAAAGUUCUGGAGAUUGCUAAUUGGCCAUACCUGGACACAAUGACUACUAACUGCUUGUACGGAUUGAAUCUUACAUCCUUAACAAUCACCAAUGCAAAUUUAACUUCGAUCCCAUAUGUGGCACUCAGGCACCUGGUUUACCUAAGAUUCUUAAAUAUGUCUUACAACCCCAUUUCCAUCAUUGAGGGGAACAAGCUCCAUGACCUGCUCAGACUGCAGGAGUUUCACUUGGUUGGUGGUAGACUGGCUGUAAUAGAGCCAUACUCGUUUAGAGGACUCAACUAUCUAAAGAUCCUGAAUGUGUCUGGGAAUGCUUUAACCACUUUGGAAGAAUCGGCUUUCCACUCAGUGGGGAACCUGGAGACACUGGUGCUGUACGACAACCCUCUGGCAUGUGACUGUCGGCUUCUCUGGGUAUUCCGUCGCAGAUGGAGGCUCAACUUCAACCGCCAGCAACCCACAUGCGCCUCACCUGAGUUCGUCCAGGGAAAAGAGUUCAAAGAUUUCCCUGACAUCUUACAGCCUAAUUACUUCACAUGUCGCAAAUCAAGAAUCCGGGACCGCAAAGCACAGCAGACGUAUGUGGACGAGGGAACUACUGUGCAUUUUGCAUGUCAGGCAGAUGGAGAUCCAGCCCCAGUUAUCAUGUGGCUUUCCCCACAAAAACAGUUAAUUACCCCAAAAACGAUAGGAAGACUUACCAUGUUUUCUGAUGGUACUUUAGAGGUGCGCUACGCUCAGAUCCAAGACAAUGGGACAUAUGUGUGUAUUGCAAGUAAUGCAGGUGGAAAUGACACUGGUGUUGCUCACCUUCAUGUCCACAGCUAUUCUCCUGACUGGCCCAACCAGCCCAACAAAACCUUUGCUUUCAUUUCUAACCAGCCCAGUGACAGCGGAGCCAAUGGGACAAAAGCUACUGUUCCUUUCCCCUUCGACAUCAAGACUCUUAUCAUUGCCACCACCAUGGGAUUCAUCUCCUUCCUUGGUGUGGUAUUAUUCUGUUUGGUACUGCUGUUUCUGUGGAGCCGGGGUAAAGGUAACACUAAACACAACAUCGAGAUUGAGUAUGUACCACGUAAAUCAGACGCAGGACUAAGCAGUGGUACUGCUGAUGCACCUCGGAAAUUUAAUAUGAAAAUGAUUUAAUCCAUGCAAGGAGUGUUAAAGACACUGAAUGAUUGUGAGUAAAAUAUGAAACCCACCCUAACUAACCACUGGAUCCUGCAACUUUCUUAUAGAGGAAGUGUUUAUGAUGUUGUGUGUUUGAUGUUGAAAAAGGAGGAGAAAAAUACUGCAUUUCUCUGUGAUGACAUUUUCUGCUUGGCCUUCAGGGACCAUUUAUUGAAAGACAAUUUUGUUGUAAAACAUUCAAGUGGAAUUUUAUGGGCAAAAGGAAAAGACUAAUGAACCCUUCUCAAUGUUCGUGUGAACCGCCAAAACACAAAAGACCAAUGUCUUCAUUUGCUGUCCUUUUGCCUGCAUUAUGUGUUAUUGUAUCAUUUCUUUUUAAUAUUCAAACUGAGAUAGUUUUAUCAUACAGCAGCAGUAGACAUUUCUGGGUUGAUAAGCACAUUAACUAGUUCAGUACUAUGCUAAAAAAUAUAAUUUGUUUCAGAUGAUCACUGCCACACUCCUUGAAUACUGUUGGUAUCCAAAUCACAUACACUGUACAGAGCAUUUUUCAAGAGUGUCUUACCAUCCUUUUACAUUCAGUUGAGCAUUUCAUUUUGCUUUUAAUUUCUUCUUUUUAUUUAUAUUUUUACUAACAUGUAGAGACAAAAAGAAUAGCCGAAAAACACACAGUGCUUGAAUUAGCUGGUAUAAAUUAAAAUCAGUUUUAUUUAUCUAUACAGUUUUGAGAAUAAAGAAUGAAAGUCUGAACACAUUGAUAAGUUCUACAACCUUAAGGCAUUGAAAUUUUUAAUUUUUCAAAUCUCGCAACAUAGUUCCCUGCAUGGUGACGUUCAUCUCUCACAUGGCUGCAUUCAGCACCUUCAGCUUUUGCUACAGGAUGCCAGAUGUGGUGCCAUCACACGUCCACUAGAUUCCUCACUACAGUGAAGCUGCAUAGCUUUUGAUUUCCAUUCUGAAUGGUUUCUUUUCAGCUCUGUGAGGCCUGGACUCUGCAUUGGUCAGUAACACAUUUGGAAAUUGAAUGUAAAAUCAAAUUAUACAGAUUGUACAGACUGUAUGGGUAUUCAAUAAUUUCAUCCUUGACAUACCUAUAUGAUUACAUAUUUUAAAAUUUCUUUCAGAGCAAAAAUGUAUUAUGUAACGUGAGGAAAAUGUAUUUACAGAGGUUUUGCAGCAACACUGCGAGUGUUAGUGUGUCACAGACGAUAAAAGCCUGUCAAGCUCCAAUAUGCAAAUGUGCAAUUGCAGGCCAUGAAAAUUACAGAGGAGUGCAUGAAGUACAGGAGACAGUUAGAAGCUGAUUUUCAGAUGUGUGGAUCCAGUGUUAUGACAGAAGUAGUUAAAUUUGGUGACAGUUUAUUUAUAGGGUGCAUGCAUAGGGCACAUUCAUAAGCAUUGCAUAAGUAUUUUAUAAAGCCAUGAUGGAGAGUUCAUAAAAGCUUGAUUUCAACUCUGAAGUGACAUCAAUGUUUUUUAUGUGAUUUUAGAUGAAACAGAGAACAGAGAAAAUCCCCCAGUUAUCAUUAUUCUUAUGAACAGCGCAUUUAUGACCUUAUGUGUAAAGGGUAUAUAUAACAGUGCUUAUACGUGUUAUAAAUGAGAAUUUGACUAUCACUUUAGUUUGAAGACAUUAAAUCGUUCAUUUUGCUGGCACAUGGGAUUUGUAAAAGUAAAUGGACCACCAGCAUUUCAGUUGACAUGUAUUCAACUCCUAUAAAAAGUAGAUCAAGUAAGUGUACAAACUGCCAAAAAGGAACAACGGCAGGCUUCAUGAAUACCUCCAUGUGUUAUUAGUAAAGACAAAAUCGCUUCCAAGAUAAUAUUUUUUUAAAAAUCGAUAUAGUCAUAAAAACUCAAGCCAUAAUGGUAAUUGAAGGUUUCUCCUAAUCUCUCUUUCAUAUAAAGCAAAAGCAGUAUGCUUCAUGAAAAUUCAGCUCAUGAAUUUUGACAUAAGCCUUACAUAAAUCUUAAGGUAUUACUUCAUAUAUUUAUGCAAUGCUUGUGAGUGUUAUAAAGGCCCGAUAUAUGUACCCUCCAAAUAAAGUGUUACUGUAGGUAGUGUAAAAAAAGAUGUGAUAGGGCUGUAGGGGGCAUUUAAUUGAGGACAGCUUUAAUGAUUUUUGGCAGACAGUGAUAGGAUAGGUAAAAGGUUUAUUCUCAAACCUCACACAAUUCAGAGCAACUUAAAAGCACAGCAGCAAGUAGGAGUUUAACAGAUAAAUCUGUAUUUACUUACAGAUAUAAGAUAAGAGGCACUUUAAAAAAAUCUCACAGCUGCCUUCUGUUAUGCUGAUUUCACACUAUAGCUCAGCUCUAGCUGAAUGCUAAUAGCUAGCUGCUAGCUACCAUCUCUCGUAGACUAGUAGCAAAUAAGUAGUGUCUAAUAUUAACUAUUUAGACACUGAGCAAGGAGCUGCAUUGCUGCAUUAGCAUAACAAUCACAGAUGUGGCACAGAUGUCAUGGUGGAUAGAAAUAUGUUGCACUGUGACUCAUGCUGUCAUGUGGUCAUAGUCUUGCUGACUAGCUAUUGCUAAUGAGAGACUGAUAUGUGGAAUAUGUAAGUGGCUAAGUAAACUCUUUGACACAUCUGCGAGGAGCCGUAGAUGAGCCACUGGAAUCCCAUCAACCUGAAACUCAAACAUACAGUGCUUCAUGGUGUUCAAAAUGCUGUGUGCCUCUUUGUUAAUAAUAUCAGUUUAUCAGAGGAAGAGGGCAGGUGUGAGUAGGCUCCUAGGUGUUUUUAAAUUGUAAACGGCUUUUUCAUUUCUCCCAUAGCUUCUUACUUAUCCUAAUUUGAUUGAUAAAGUUCUACUUGGACCAAUAAUUUCUUUUUCUUUUUUUCUCUCUUUGGCAAUAUUAGCCUACUGAAUACUUUUCUAGAACAUGCGACACAUGUAAAGAACAAAUACAUUAAAUACAUAAAAAAAUAAAAUAAAACCUAUAAAUAGUACUUGAACCUAUAAAUAAAACCAAUAAAUUAAUAACCUUCAAAACUCAAUAUUAGGGAAAGCUAGUUAACAUUGGCCUGUUAUAUGAAUAUUACAUGUAAGCAUGGAAUGUGGGCUCUUGUUUCCACAAAGACAAGAUGAUAUAUCAGUGAUGGUAUUAUUUUCCUUUAAUUCACUGUCUGAUGACAAUUUCAAAAAUCAGAAACAGAACAGUUUAGAUGUCUCUACUCAUUUAUUAGCAACAUUAAUGAAUAAGAGCCAUUAUGUUUGUUUCUAUGCAUCUCUUUAUGUGGCAUAGAAAUGAAGACUUUAAUGCUUAUUCUGAUUCAUAUAUUGUUGUGCAAACAGAAUGUGGAUAUAACAAAAUUCAAGGAGCUUAAGGGAGCCAUAUUUUUUGUAUUCUAUAUUAUAUUACAGUUAUAUGAUUAAUUUAUAUAGCAUCUUUGAUUAUGAUAUAUUAGCCAGCAGGUCUUAGAAAAGUUGCUAUAUAUGCUAUGUUUGGUCUUGAAAUGACAGAGUGACACCAGUUCUCUUUUUGGCAUUUGUUAAUGCCAUUUUAUGUUUACAUAACAAAACAUCUCCUGGUUACUAGUUUUGGAUUUAAAAGCUUUACAAUUUCAUCAUUGUAGCAGGUAUGUUACUGAAUGAGUGACUAUGGAUAAGCAUUAAUUUUAUAAAAGUUAAUGUGCUUGACAACCCUGAUGUUCAUGUUGCCUGUAAUAAUUUGCUGCAAUCCUAUGAUCCAAAAAUGACUGAUUUGUUUAAAAAUGUUUAAAUUUCAAUCUAUCACUAUUUGAAUAAACAUUCCCAAAACAGUCCCAAUUUUUUUUUAAAUAUGACAUGUAAAAAUGAAAUACUUUUCCAUAAUAAUAUGAGUUGCACAAGCAGUUAAAGAGCGGAUAAUGAAAUUAUACUGAAUGUUAUUCUGGCUAUCCAGGAGAGUAUAUGUGUGUGUUGUUCUUACCUUAGUGAAAGUCUUUUUAUGUGGUUGUCAGAGCUUUGUGGAUGUAAGGGGGAUAAAGCAGGAUUGAGUGUCGGUUUAUAGACAAAGUGGGUUAAAUGCCAGAGCAAUUAUUUUGUUGCUCUUAUGCUGAUGGGAUGCACAGAUGAUGGAGGAGCACAGAUGGUUUCACUUAUGUUGAUACAUUUAAAAGAAAAUUCGAUUCACAUACAGGAGUGAGAUGCUCAGACACCUUAUAACACCAUUUGUUGAUGCUUUUUAUGUUUCAAACCUCCAAACCUACUGUGCUCGUUCUGUGCAAACUCUUCUUCAAAAAAGACCAAGAAAAAGCUAUCUACUCAUUUCUUUCUACCUACAUCCCAAGAUGUUAAAUAAUGUGGUCCACAACAUUCUUUUAUAUUGGGGGAAAAAAAUCUCAAAUAUGAAAAAAAAAUGUUCUGAUUGUUUUGUGCAAUAAAAGGUAAUAUGCAGUUUUUUAA
Pangasianodon hypophthalmus (striped catfish) is the source of this 6647-nucleotide messenger RNA. It is a transcript of the gene lingo1a, whose product is annotated as leucine rich repeat and Ig domain containing 1a. Lineage: Eukaryota; Metazoa; Chordata; Actinopteri; Siluriformes; Pangasiidae. Gene Ontology annotation, cellular component: plasma membrane. The transcript has 3 exons. Gene Ontology annotation, molecular function: protein binding. The coding region runs from base 423 to 2270 and encodes 615 amino acids. The record is from RefSeq and is a predicted model, not a curated record.